ACUGCGAGUAUCAGCAACCUUGACAACCUGUGUUCCACAACUGUGACCACAUCAAACCAACAGACACAAUCUACUUGGCCCUCGUCGACAGCUUAUACACCCACGUCCGCAAUGACUAGUAUAGCCGACCUUGAACCUAGCAGCACUGAUCCAACGGCAGUCGUCGAAACGUCGUCCGAGUCAACACCUCCGCUGCCAAAUGUCGUCACUUCCGUGAAGCUGGAACUAACAUCACUACCGACGGCAACCGAGAAAACAGGAACGAUAUCAGCGACAUGUUCAACAUGUUCCUGCAUUAAACCCACCCCGGUAGACCAGAACAAGUUGGAGGAAAGUCUCAGUAAGCUUAAAGAACAGCUACUUAUCAACCCUAAGAAGCUGUCUUCAUAUAAGCGAGCUUUGACGAGUGCCCCUGGCGACCGACAAUCUUCAGCUAACAUUGGCUAUAUUGGCAUCCUCGUCCUAUGUUUGGUUCCUGGGAUCAUCAUUCUGUUAGAUAUGGGCAGGCUUAUCAGGGAGUUCAAACAAUUCAUAAUACGCCUCAGAAACUCUCAACGCACAACUGCAAAAAUUACUCCAAUCGAACGCACCUGAACACGCUUGACAAUUACAAAUGUCCAUGUGAUUAUGUCAUCUUUCUCUCUCACAGACUCCGAAGCAUUUGGCGUUUUCUGUGCAACGCGUUCUUGGUCAAUCAGCUUCCUCAAAAUCCAGACUCUUUAAUUUAAACGGAGGUAUCUUGUAAUGUAAUGUUCACUGCAUACAUAUUCAGCCGUCUUUUCCAUGUCAGAUUCCAUUUUCAUCUCUCAAUAUAUAUCGUAUUUAUAUAUUUGUUUAUGUUUGUGUUAAAUCAAUCUUCUAUUUUAACUCAUUCCAUUCUCGGCUUUUCACAAUUUGCUGUUGGGCACACAACGUCUUGUCUCAGAACUAUAAGAUAUCUUACCGUCAUUUUUCUUAACGAUUGUAUAUCAAAUUUUAUAUUUUCUAUAUUAUUUCAAAUAUGAUUUUUGUUUAAGUUUCAUUUUUUUCUUUUUUCCUUCGUGUAUUGUUCCCUUAGCUUAUGUUUUUCAAUCUCUUUUCCAGAAGAGUUUACUAAGGGGUAUAAACAAAAUACGCAAUGGAUAAUAAUUUGUGCAUGGCUAAUGAAUAUAAAAGGAAUAAGAAAUGUACAAAAGACUUUUUGACUAUUUUGACUGAAAUUUGGAAAAAUAUUCUGCAGAUCAAAUAUACAAAAAAAAAAAAUCUACUGUCGAUUUCAUAAAGAGGCUUAAUACAAAUAUUUUAGACGUUAAGAAAUUUUACACAAUUGCUAUAUCCUGCAGACCUCAAUUAUACAAAUUAUUUGAUAUUUUAUUCAAGCUGUCGAAUUUCUAUAACUACACAGCACCUACAUGCAACCUUCUUCAUAACUGGUUUCUAGCAUUACUUGCGAGGUUUAACACGUUCCCUAUAAGUUAAUUUAUAGAAAAUGAAAGAAGGAAAAAACAUAAAUUGACAAAAAAAAAAAAAAUGUUUCAUCGUCUCACUCCUGAUUAUCUUUCCAAGCUUGUACCUCCUAGCAUAUCUGAAAUGCACAGCACUAGGCAUGGUAACGAUCUUACAGGUAUCAGAUGCACUACUGAGUUUUAUCGUAAGUCUUUCCUACCCUCAGUUAUUUCUCUUUGGAAUAAUAAUCCUGAGGAGAUUCGUUUUAAUCCUUCGUUGCCCAAUUUUGUAGAAGACAGUUCCCAUUUUUUGUUAUAUUGUAAUAAUCACAUUGAAUCACGUCAAAGAUACUUGACUCCAUUGCCUUACCAAUUAAGUGUUGAUUUAUUACUGUUUGGUGAUGUAUCAGAAACAUAUGAUCAAAAUGUAAACAGUUUUAUAGCUACUCAAAAUUUUAUCAAAUCAACCAGAAGAUUUACAACCAAUUAUUAUUCAACCACAUAUCAUGUAUACUUAACUACACAUCCAACCGGAUAAAACUCCAUCAGUUACUAUCUGUAUCCCUAAUAUCAUGUUCUAUCUGUACAUGUUUAUUGAUAUGAAUAAAAUAUGGUUAAAAAAAAGUUAAUUUGACGGAAAAACUACCCUAGUUAUUGCGAAAACACUUAACCUGUGACGGGAUAGCAGUGGAUAUAUGCCUGAAGCUACUUAUUCUGCCAAAGGUAAUUACUGAAUAAAAUACACAGAAAUAGAAAAGUUUCAGGUAACUGAAUUAAGACCUUAUACUUGAAGUAACUUUGUACUGCAUUUAAUGACUUUCAACAAAAGUUGUGAUAAUUGCAUAGUAAAAAUAAUAAUAUACAGCAUUUGAUAUAGCGCCCUAUCUAGCUAAAAUGUAGCAUAAGCCACUAUACAGCGCUUUACAGUACAUAUAUAUAUACAAUUAAUACGAUUAACAUAUACAUUAAUCAAUACAAUUUGAGGAAUUUUCAGGAUCUGCCUAGUCAUAUGUCACCUGGCUAAUAUCUCCCUUUGAGUGUAUGCCUAUGUGUGUGCUGAAGAUGUAAUUUUUUCAAUCAAUUCUUAUAAAUUAAAACAUUAUUGAAGCUGUCAGUUAAGAAAAAACGUUUAAUUACAAAGUAAACAGGCAUUAAAGCAAAUAUAACGAUGUCUUUUCAGGAGAAAGUCUCCAUAUAAACCAGCGUUUGUGUGUUGAAACAUAAAAAGCCAAUAAAAAUAAACUUGCCUUCUCUGAGAUGAUUAACACAAAGCAUAAUCCAACAAGAAAAUAAACAUGUUCUUAGCUAGAACAAAAUAGAUCGGGGCUGAGCUAGUAUACAGACCAGUGAGGGUCGGGGCUUAGCUAGUAUACAGACCAGCGGUGGUCGGGGCUGAGCUAGUACACAGACCAGUGGGGGUCGGGGCUUAGCUAGUAUACAGAUCAACGGGAGUCGGGGCUUAGUUAGUAUACAGACCAGUGGGGUCGGGGCUAAGCUAGUAUACAAACCACUGUUGAUCAACAUAUUAUGCAAGUCCAUUGUCUGUAACACAUGAUCAUCAACAAAACACAGCUGCAUUUAAUGUGUUGUAAUACUUAUGUAAAUAUCGCUCAAAUAUAAAUGAUCACCACUGAUUAUAUGUAAUAAACAAAACAAUACAAUACAUAUUGUAAAUAUCCACUUAUGUACAAGUAUAUGUAUAUGUAACACACAUAGGUUUAAGCUUAAAUUCGGCUGUGUAGUUCAAUGUUUUGUUUUAAUAUGAUACAUAUAAACAGUGUGCACAUUCGUUUUUGUUAUUAACCUACAUUUUGUAUUUCAUUCUUGUAUUGCAUGAGACAGUGGGUCUAUUUCAUGUUUUUAUCAUGAUAAUUGUAUUGUUUUGUUUCAGUUUUGUUAUUAACGCAUGAGACAGUGUGUCUAUUCCAUUUUUUAAUUAUAACACAAAUAGUGUUUCAUUCUUUUACGAGAGUCCUUUCUUCCCUUUUGGUUCUAAGAUGAAUACACUGCAUAUUAUACUUCAUUCUUUUUAUUCAUAAGACUGUGUCUAUUCCAUUUUUUAAUCAUAACACAAAUAAUGUUUCAUUAUUUUACGAGAGUCCUUUCUUCCCUUUUGGUUCUAUGAUAAAUAUACUGCAUAUUAUACUUCAUUUUUGUUAUUCAUAUGGCAGUGUGCCUAUUCCAUUUUGUGU
Molecule: messenger RNA, 3616 nt
Organism: Mizuhopecten yessoensis (Yesso scallop)
Lineage: Eukaryota; Metazoa; Mollusca; Bivalvia; Pectinida; Pectinidae
Exons: 2
Coding region: 112-594 (160 amino acids)
Source: RefSeq, a predicted model, not a curated record